Melitaea cinxia (Glanville fritillary) is the source of this 17537-nucleotide messenger RNA. RefSeq lists its product as uncharacterized. The transcript is spliced from 17 exons. Lineage: Eukaryota; Metazoa; Arthropoda; Insecta; Lepidoptera; Nymphalidae. The record is from RefSeq and is a predicted model, not a curated record. The coding region runs from base 62 to 17260 and encodes 5732 amino acids.
UUGACAGCACAUUACGAAAACACAAGCGCAUAAAUGUCUCUCCGCGAUAUUUUCUUGAGAAAUGACUUCUACAAAUGACGGAAAAGACGUGAAAAGUAAUCAAACAAGUGGCCAGAAAGCCAAGACUUAUUAUAUUGAACUUUACAAGUCGCUCGAAGCGGGUCUGAGCGGCGAGUGUACAGGCGAGCAACGCACGCGACUGGUGUGCGAGGCGUGGCGCCGCAUAUACAGUUUGUGCCAGCACUCUGCGCCUAAAACGCACCCUCACCUGCUGACAUGGCUCCAGCGUCACACCUCAUAUACUAUAUUACAGGUAUAUACAGAUCACUAUUAUUAUAUUUUUCAGACUGAAUGGCAGUCACCUAAAAGCAAGGAUCAACAUUCGUUGCUUGAAGAAGCUAUCAACGCCUUUAUUGAAGAGUGUCAAGUCACACGAGAUGCUCAAUCGUGGGAGAGUCAGUUACUCCAUAGGGCGAAAUGGUUCAAAACAAUAUUAUCAAACCCAUGGGGUCACCCAGUUCUUAAGGCUUUAUUGGAUUCUAGGGGACCACAGCCAACGAAUGAUGAAGUUCUACGAUGGCUAAGAGAAGAGAGAGAGGUUAUGUUCGUGACGCGGCUUCGUCAACUCGCCGCGUCGAAAUGCGACGACUUAGCUCUCUUGCUUACCUCGGCUGUUAUGACCCGAGCGAGGGACUGUACUACUGUAGUGUCGGAUAUAGACCAAGCAGCGGGCGUUACAGAACCAUCCCAAGCUUCCAAAGGCGAGCCAUCAUUUAUGGAUAUAUUGCGAGAGGAAGCGGGCUUUACAAUAGAUGUUUGGGAGCUGUUAACGGACAUUGAAUUUGUACUCUUGCACAAAGGAGAGUCACGUUCACAGUGCAUUGAACUGGCUAAACAAACUCCACUCCGCAAUGGUCCUCCAUUGGUGGAACGUUUGAAAAGUCGGCUUGAAAUGUCGCCGCAGGACAAGAAACUAUGGAAAAAUGCCAAGGAUGUUGCUACACUUAUUGCACAGGUGGUGAUAGCGCGAUGCAUGGUGGUACCAACAUGCAACGAAGCGGCUAGGGUUGCCCUCUACGGCUGCACUCGCUCCCUUGUAAGGCUGUUACCGGUAGACAAGUUGCCCCCCGCUGCGGCAGCCCUAGCGGCUCCAGCGGCUACGUCCAAACACUUGUAUAUUUUGGCUACUGCAGUACAUGCCGAAGUCAGUGAUGGUACAUCUGGAGUGAAAACUUGCAAAGACGAAAGAAAAUCUUUUGUAUGCGAAUUGUUCGUGCGUGCAAUCACUGCUGGUAUGAAUGAAUUAGAGAGACUCAAACUUAAGACUGAGAAGGAAUCCGAGGCUCGUUCUACAGAGGAAACCCUGUCAACAUGGUUCAUUCAGCUGGGGACGUUGCUAUCUUCAAGUUCUCGUAUGAACUAUGAAUGUGUAUUGACGGCUUUCUCAAUACACCCAUCGUCAUCUAUGUACAAAAGAGUUGAGGCAGCUCCGCUACUUGCUCCUAUACUAAAGGAUACUCAAGAACCAAGAUUCGAAACAAACUCUGAGUUUGGUAGUUGGGCGACAGACAGUCGGACUCAGACAAAUUUGGUUAAAACAUCCGAAACACUCAAUCUAAAACAAACACAGAAACAAGCUAAUGUUCUAUCAACAGCGAUAUUUGCCGAAGGAGAAGCCCUAGGGCUCGGUGCAGAACUCUGCCAGGAUCUUGCCGUUUUAAUUUCUGGCCCACGAGUUAAAACUUUAUCUUGGGAUAUGGACAGGGAAUUACUUCUUGAUAGCUGUCGCAAAUAUAUGGAGCGUAGACACGGAGGGACGCGUGCUCUCACUACCGAACUGAAGUACCUCAACUUGGACCCACGGUCAUUUCAACACUUACCGGAGGAAAUCGACAAUGAAAAUGACGCCUUCUAUGGUAUUGAAAAAGGUUACGAGCAUCUAGUAGAAUUCCAAGAACCAGAAGAAAUAUGGCAAGAUGCGGUAUCAGAUGAUAAUAAAAAAACUGAUAGUGCACACAGUGUAGAAGAGCUACCCAUUGUAAUACCGAGGCGAAAGAAGAAAAGUAAAAGGUUAAAAUACUUCUCAGAUGAAGAAACCGAUCCACUUAGUUUUGGAGAAAAUUCAAAAAGAUCAGAAAAAAAAGAGAGACCACAUAGCAAAGAAAGAAGUAAGGAUAGAAAAGAGAGAAAAGAUAAGCAUAAAAUAAAAGAAGAUCCAGCCAAUGUAACUGAACAAAUUAAAGAACAAGGUCACUUGAUAAACCAAAAAACAGAUGGCAUAAUAUAUACGAAAGAAAAGAAGAAAGAGAGAAAAGAGCGAAAGAAGAAAGAUAAGGCGGUGAAAAAACCGUUGGAAAAAAAGCAACAAAAACCGCCGCAAAGUGGCCCCUUAUCUAGACUUGUCGGCAUGAAAGUUGCAAGAAUAUCUGAUAUAAACAAACAAUUUAAGAAAAGCGAACCAGACACAAAUAGCAAUAAUAACUUAUACACUACUGACAGUGAUUAUGAUAGUCAAGGUAAAUCUUCACUAAAUUCCGAUGCCAAUGACCCUGACGUUCUGUUUGAUGGGUUAUUUUCUAUGGAUGAAAUAAAGUCUCCUGAAAAAUCUAUAGAUAUCAUUCAGAGGUCAAAUUUAAUACCUAAGCUCGAAGAUUUUGGAGCUUCAAAUGGUAUAUUAAAUAAUUCUCUCAGUGUACCUGCUAUGCCCUUUAUUCCAAUUCAAACACAAAACUUUGCUGCACAAACUAACACAAAAAAUGAUGUUAAAGAAGAAGUUAAAAAAAGUAUUAAGAAACUUAUCGAGUUUAGGAGACACAAAAAUUCUAGGGAAGCACUUACAAGGCUAGCUGCUCCAAUACUCAAUCCAAAACUUAUUCCUGCUAGUAAAAUUUCGCUAUCAACAAAUCAGAAUUCAAGUACCACUAAAACUGUCACAGAAAAAGAAACAAAGUUAAAUAUACCUAAAGUUUUCGUAAAUAAAAAGGCAGUUAACCAGUUGAAUGCUUUAAAGGAUGGAGUAGACAUCAUUUUAAGAAAUUGCGGUAAUAAAGGAAAUUUUGUUGAACAUUCAACACUUGGAAGUGAGCCUCAAAAGUUAAACACUGCAACAAAUAAAAUAAACUUAGAAUGCACCAUUGAUAAGGUUAUAAAUAGAGAUUCUCUACAAGAAAGUAGCUCAGUUAGAAAUUACAAACAAUUAGUGAGCAAAGCAAAUGAUCCUUUCGAGCAAAAGAUACCAAAAUCCAGUUGCGUAAACAGUAUUGAAACUCCUAGUCAAAUUCAAUACAAAGAGUUUCUUAAGAACAGACGUUAUGACGUCGUCGAAACGCGUCCUCAAGUGAGCAAUGUAAUUGAUACAUCCAGUCCAAAGCAAUUGCAGUAUGUUAGAGAACCUCCUAAACUAGUCUCUAACUCAAGGCAUAAUUUAAAUAAUGCAAAUGUAACACCUGAAAUUAUUCAGAGAGAUAUCAUAAAACAAUCAACAACUAAAAAGCCUCAAAUAUUGCAAACAAAUUCCGAUAAAGUCAAUGUACUAGAUUCGCCAUUGGAAAAACCUAGGCUAUGCCCUACAAAAGGUAUAAAAAUUAUUCCUGGUCAAAGUACAGCUAAUGUUGAUGUACCCACUCAGAAUCACAUUAAAAGUUUCGUACGAGAUUUAAAGGCAUCGAUAAAUGCUGGAGCUUCUAAAGAGAAAUCUGAAAUAAAAUUAUCUGUCUCUGACAAGGUUUGUAGCCCUAUCCAAGUAAAACAACAGAAGAGAGCAGACAAUGCGCCUAAUACGUUUUCAAGGCUUAGUUAUUUGCACAAAAAUAAACAGAAUGAUGGUAAAAAUAAAGUGAUGGCUGAUCAAAUUAAACUUACAAAUAGCUCUACUGCAAAUAAAUCAAAUUUGGGCUUAAAUAUUGACAAAGUAAGUCAUUUACAGUCUAAAGGUGAAAUAGUCAUAUCGAGAGUUGAUAAAUCAAAAACUAUUUCGAAUGAUAGUACUAAGGUUGUUGUACAAAAGACACAAAACCUCAACUGUUUGUCAAAAGAAAAUCCGCUACGCCUUAAUAUCCAGUACCCAAUAAUAUCAAAAAUGUUGAUUUCCGACACUAAGAGUUUUGACUCAAAAGAACCUAAAGAUAGUGAAAACAGAGCUAUUUUACAUAAUAAUACUGUCACGCCAGUAGAACCUUUAACAAAUUCAACUUAUCCAUCAGAAAGUGAUAAGCGUGAUUUACUAUUGUUAUUAAGGCAACAAUCUAAAAUGAAUCCUCCAAUGAAACAGCACAUAACUGAAAACCCAAAAGUUAUUUUUGAUAACUCUUCAACAAUAAUCACAACUAUAAAAUCGACCUUAAAUUCUAAUAUCAAUGAUAUUCGACCUAAAGAGUCUGUUGUUAAUGAGAUUGUCCCAAAUUUAGGAAAUUCUACAACUCGGUCAGAUAUAUCAGUCAAAGUUCCAAACAACAAAUUGACAUUAUCCGAACAAAAAAAGGUACGGAAUGUAAAAGGGUGCGGCAAAAAUCCAAAGCAGACAGUAAAGAAUAAUGAAACUUCUGAUUGGGAAAGUGUUAUGAAUGCACUUUUGGCGCAUAAAACUCCGAGCAGAGGUCCUAAUGCGCUUGAUAUUGCACUUAAGAAAGAUUCAUUUGAAAUUAGGUCUUCUAAUAAAAUGGAAAAUAAAAAUACUAAAACAAAUCAUAACAGUACUGACACAAGAGCUGCUACAGAUUCUGCAAACUUAAAAAAGUUAACUACACAAUCAAAUUCAUCUGUAGUAAGCAGUGGAAAUACACAUACCAUUCAGCCACAACCGAAACUAAAACAGGAUAAGAAAAUAUGUAUUAAGAACAAAAACAUAGAAUUAGGAAGGAGUAGUCCAUUAGAUUUAAUUGAGAAACGUUUUCCUGGUAUUAUUCAAAAUACUAAAGAUCCAUUCAUAUCAGGUAUACCUAAUUCUGACUAUGAUUUACUAGAAGAAUUAAUGGACGAUGACUUGCGCAAAGAGAUUGGAGAACUUAUGUCAGAUGAAGAAGCUUAUAGUACACUAACUCAAACACCCAAAUCAAAGAAUUUUCAUAAUGACAAACUUGUAAAUUCACUUUUAAUUAAGUACCCAAAUCAAAAGUUGAAUACAAUGACAGACGAAAAGACUGCAACUGCUAAUUCUUGCCAAAAAUUAGACCUUCAAAAUAAAAAUAUAAUUAUAACUCCAAAAUCGACAAUAGAUGUGCCAUUGAACUGUAAUGGACUCAAUAACCAUGUCCUUCAAAUAAAUUGUAAUAAAAAUACACUGAUUAGUAAUAAUGCAAAUAAAAAACCUCAAAGAAUUUCUAAUGAACUAAUAACUUCGCCAAUAAUUAAUCAACCAGGUAAUUUAAAAAUUGACAAUGUCAUUCAACAAUCGAAAACAACUGUUAUACCUGAAAAUACAAUGUCCACAAGUAGUACUCUUCCAAAUGCUUAUAUCAAAGCUAAAAUUGAAGAUUUACCCAUCAAAGAAGUACAAAAGACUAAUACUGACAAUUUGCUUUAUUGCAAAAAUAUUGCCUUAGAUCCAACUAGAGUUAUUCUAACAGUACCUCAAAGAAAUGUAACACCAAAUUUAAUGUUAAUUGGUAACGAAUUAAUUUGCGAUUCUUUUUCUACAGUAAAAGUAGAUCAGUCAAAUGUUAAUACUUAUGUUCCUGUAAAUCGGGCACCAAAUUUAACUAUAUAUCGCACAACUCAGUUUGUCGCCCCUUGUGUGAAUCCUGUUGUUAUUGAACGUUCUACCACUUUGCCCGUUGUUCAAAGGGUGUCGCCAAAUAUGUCAAUAAUUUCAUGUUCUAAUACAAAUGUAAAAACCAUGAAUUCCGAAACUGAAAAGAAAUUAACGUGUGCAAAAUUCCACGAGGAAAAUGAAGUUGAAACCGGAAAUUGUCAGGGAAAUAAACUAAAAAUUGAAGUCCCAAAAUCUAAUAUUGAAAAGUCUGAAAAUAAAAUAGAUAUUUCGAAUACAUUUUCUGGAAUGCUUGAAAAGAAUAAAAGUCACGUAUGUUCAAAUAAUAUCGAAAAAUGUUCAAAAAAUAAUACGUCAAAUAACAACACACUGUUAGAAACUAUACAGAGUAACAAUCACAAUACUAAACUGAGUUCAAAAGAAUCGACACAAAAAACAAUCGAUAUAACAGAAAAUAAUAAAUCGUUGAAACAAGUUGAAAAGAUAGAAAAAGAAAUUGCCCAUGAGCAAGUAAAACAAUCACUUAUAGGUCGUCCUAUACCUGAAAUAAAAUUUUGUCAAGAAAAUAACCAACACUUAAAUAAAAUAUAUGAAAAAGAAGCAAGGGAUAGAUUACAAAAGAAACGAAUGCAAAUAAUAAAUAGACAAAAUAAACAUAAUAUUUAUGAAAAACCCAUAGCUCUUAGUUAUGAAUCACUUAUAUCAAGGAAUAAUGUUCACAAAUCCGAUAAAGGACGAAAUAAAGACAACGUUUUAGAAAGUGUUAUUAAUGAUAACAAAAAAAUAAGCACUGAAUAUAAACAUCACAAUAAAAAUGACAAUGAAAUAUUCAAUAUUGAUAUUAAAAAGAAGACAACUUUAUUGCAAAAAAAUGUGGAUUUAAACAUGUGUGAAAAAUUUUCUCAAAAAUCAUCUGAUACUUCUACCAUCGAUAGUUCCAUCAACGAUAGUUCAGUCAGUGAAAAUAGUAUUGUAUCCCCUUCUCGGCGUAUUUCAUUGCGUUUAUUAAACGAUUCGAUGGCACUGCCUUCUCCCAAACGAAAAUCUGUAGCAAUUAAAUCAAAAAUGAAACCAAAGCAGCGAUCGUUACUGAAGAAACGUCUUCCCAUUCAAAAGCCUGUCAUAGCCAAAGCCUUAAAAAAGAUUUCUGAAAAAUCUAAAGAAACUAAUUCGCCGAAACAGCUUGCAAAGCAAAUAAAACAUAAAAUAAAGAUUAAAAAAAGUAAUGUAAUAAAUGUUGAAACUGAAGUAAGUACUAUAAAAAGUAAUAUGAAAAAUACAGAUUCUGUAAACAGAACUAUUGAGAAACUAAAUUAUACAUGUGUCGAUAUCGAAGAACAAAUAACAUCGGCUAUAAUUCCUAACAUUUUCAUAGAAAAGAAUAAUAUUAAGAAAACACCUGAAAAGAAAUUAAGUUCAACAGAAAAGAACCCUACAUCUUCUAUGGAUAAAGAUGCCAUUGAAUCGAAUCGAAUAGGAAAUGUAGAAUCUAAAACUAAAAUGAUGAAAUCUCUUUAUAAGGAAACAGAAAAAAGUGUUGAGAAAGAAAAACCUGAGAUCAUAAUAGAUGCAAAUAAGACAAAAACAAUCAUUCAAUCUACUAAAAAUAAAUUAAAUACAACGGAGAAUCCUCCUACAUCACCCAUGGAUAAAGAUGCCAUUGAAUCGAAUUUAAAAGAAAAUGUACAAUCUACGACCAAAAUGAUGAAAUCUCUUUACAACGAACAAAACAAAAAUGUUGAGAAAGAAAAACCCGAGAUUUAUAUAAUAGAUGCAAAUAACACAAAAUCAAUCAAUCCAUCAACUGAAAAUAAAUUAAAUACAACGGAGAAUCAUCCUACAUCACUCAUGGCCAAAGAUGCCAAAGAAUCGAGUCUAAAUGGACAUGCCCAAUGUACUACUAAAAUGAUAAAACCUGUUCACAAAGAAAUAAAAAAAAGUUUUAAGAAAGAAAAACAUGAGUCUCAUAUUAUAGAUGCAAAUAAAAACACAAAAACAAUCAAUCAAUCAGUUAAAAAUAAAUUAAAUCCAACGGAGAAGCACCCUACAUCUUCCAUGGAUAAAAAUACCAAAGAAUCGAAUCUGAGAGCACAUGCCAAGUCUACUAAUAUAAUGAAAUCUAUUCACGAGGAAAUAGAAAAAGGUGAUGAGAAAGAAAAACAUGAGAUUAAUAAUAUAUGUGCAAAUAAAAACACAAAAACAAUCUAUCAGUCAACUGUUAGUAAAGAUGUCAUACCAAAUAAGGAAAUAAUAUCAGUGAGUACUCAAGUAAAACCUAUUAAUAAUAUAGUAAGUGAUGAAUCUAGUAAAAGUACAAUUAGUAGAGGCGAUGAACGAACAUCUGAAAUCCCUCAAAUUAUUGAAAAAUGUAACCAAAACUCAGAUAUCCAAAAUGAAUCAAUUGAUGAUAAACUUUUAGAAUGUAAAAGCAAAGUUAUUAUCGAAGAAAUACCAACUAAUAGUACAGACCCAUUUAAAAAAAUUGUUCGUAUUAAACUUCCGAAUGGAAAUACAUUUAAAGCUACUAUAUCUGGCAAGUUAAAUACAAACGUGGAUUCACUGUUUGAGGAUCCAGCGAUAAAAGGUUUAUUAUGGAAAAAUAUAAAAAACAAUACAAAAUGUACAUUAAAUAUAAAACAAGUUGCGAUAAAGACGGCCAAUAAAUCUGAAACUGUUGUGACAAAAGUACAUGACAUAUCAUAUGUCCAUGCUCCUGUGAUAAAUACAGAAACUAUUAACUUAAUAAGUGACGAUGAGGAUAGUACCCAAACCUUUAAAACAGAGUUUGGAAAUUAUGAUAUUGCGUUUAUGAAUCCAGAUUUGUUUCUUAAACAUCAAAAAAGAUUAUCCCAAAAGUGUACUGUGAAACUUGAACGAUGUUCUAUUUUGUCGAAAAUUAAAAAAAAAUCUAAAGAAAAUUCAACAAUAAUAUUAUGUGAAUCUGAUAAAGACAUAAACUCUUGUACGUCUUCGCAACAAUCAUCUUUACAGGAACCUAUAGCUGACUAUAUAGAAAUAGAUGAUUUUUCAAAUGAAAGUGAGAUAAUUCAUAUUCUUCCAAAUGCGGAUGAGAAGAUAAAGUUAACUGAAAAUAUCGAUGACUUAAAAAAUCUGUUACUUCAAGAUUUCAAUGUUGAAGAUACCACAAUUAACUUACAAAAUAGUUUAAACGAACUAGCCAUUGCUAACUUACCACACAAAAAUAUAACAACUGACGGUAAUGAUGAAGAAAAAUCAAAACAAUGUCUUUUAAGGAUAGAUAAGUGUGAUGAACUUGUAGAAAAAAUGCAAAUUAAAAAAAAUAUGUGUUUUGUUAGUUUAGUUAGGUGUGAUGAUACUCUAAAAAACCUAGGAAAUAACUCACACUUGCUGUUAAAUAACUCAAAAGAAAAAUCAGAAAAUAUACUGAAUUCUUCUGAAGAGAGUAUGUCCAUUUUAGAUGAACUUUCGGAAAGAAGUUCAACUAUGAAGCGAAGUGGAUCAUUAUCAAUAUUAACCGACUUUUUGGUAUUAGAUGAAAGUAAGUCUAUUGAAGGCUCUGCACAAAUUCAAAAUCAUGAUCUCAUAUCAAUUGAUGCUGCACUGUUUAGUCAACAAACUCAAAAACAUUUAGAUAAAUGUAGUGCAGAUUGGCUAAUGACUAAAUAUGACUUACAUCGUUGUUAUCACAAAAAUGCACAUACUAUAUUUGGAAGUGAAUUCGAUGUCGAAAAUUUAAAAUACGACGACGUUUCAACUGAUUGUGAUAGCGAUUUUGAAAUCUCAACAUCAAUAAAUGUGGCGAAUAUCAAAAAAGAUAAUAGUUGUGUUCAAGAACAAAUAAAAUACGAAGUGCCAAGUCUUAUUAAAAUAAUUGUGAACUAUUUUAUCAAUAACAGCAAUAUAAUUGAGGAUUUGAGACCAAUUCGUCAAAAUAAUGAUACCCAGCCAAUAGCAAGUUCAUCUCCAUUAAAAAGAAAAUUAACAGGUGUCACUGAGAAUAAAAAUCGCAAUAAGAUUUUAAAAAUAGAAUAUAUUCUCCCACAGAGUUGCGAUGGAAUUAAUAAAAUUGAUUCUCAUAAUCAAGUAGUAUCACAAGAAGAAAGCCUUUCAUUAAUGAAAACCGUAGAUAUUAAAAAUUUUCAAAAUAAUGUGAUAGUCGAUAGAGAAAAAAUCGAUGAGGGUAUUUCCCAUAAAAAUAAUGAUGAAAUAUUAAGUUUGAAUGAGAUAGAUACAAAAAAGGACAGUGAUACGUUUAAUGACGAUGUUAAUAUGAGUGGUAAUGAAUUAAAUGUUGAUUUAAAUGACUCUGUUUUAAACACUCCAAACUAUCAUUUGAAUAUAUUUAAUAAAAAAAACUCAAGCAAAUGUUUUCAAAAAGAAAAGAAAACAUGUUUAACAAUAAACGCCAUCUCUCAACCUCCAAUGAGUACUGAAAAACCAGAUGAGCAGAUUCAAUGUCAUAAUGAAUCAAAACCAACAUCAAUUUUUACUGAUAACGUGAUUGAAACAAGAAAAACUUUCACGGAAUGUUCUGACGAUGAUGAUAAAAUUGAAGUCAUAAUACCAUUAGAAAAAUUUGAUGACGAAAACAUUCAAUCUUUGCCAUUAAAUUCAACUAAUUUUAGGUAUAACUGCUUAAGCGAAGAACCGACAACUGAUAAUAAAAGCAGAGAAACAAAGUUACAUCGAGUUGAGGGUAAUAAUCUCCAAGAAGUAAAUCGAAACACUGAUAAAAAUAUAAACAAAGGAGAUAUUAAAGAACCAGCUUCUAUUUCUGUUUAUAAAAAUGAUGUACAAACUACAAAUUGCAAUAAAGAGUUAGAAGAUAUUAUUCUAAAUAAAAAUACCGAAAUGUUUUGUGAAAUAAAUAAUUUACAAAAUCAAAUUGAUCAAGAAUAUUCAGUAAACGAGAAUAAGAAUAGAGAAAUUGAUAAUAUAAUACUUAAAAACAAAAAUAAUGAUGUCAUUGAUAAAGAGUUACAACAUAACAUUGACGUAGAAGACAGAGAUACUAAGACUUCAGUUGAUUGUAAACUUUUACAGAAUGAAUUGAUUACCAAAUCUUCAAAUAAUGCUUUACAGAAAAAUGUUACACUUGUUUAUAAAGGUGAUUCUAGCGUUGUUUUAAAAGGUUCAAUAUAUGAAGAUCCUGUAGUUGGUACAUGUUAUGUGUUCCCUAUAUUAAAUAAAACCUCAUAUGACGGUGAAAUUGCUUGCAGUAAUAUAUGUGACGAAAAAACUAUUAAUGUCAUUCAAGCUUUAAAAAAUAAAGUUGUUGAAGAUCAAAAUGACGAAUUUGAAGAAAGAGAAAAUUCCUAUAAUUUGGAUGUUACUGUACCAAAAAUUACAUAUUCAAGACAAAGAAUCCAAGACAAUAUUCUAAAACAAAACAGUGAAAAGUUAAAAAGGAAAACUUUAAAACGUAAAACUGAUGGCGGUGAUAAUAAGUUGAAUGAAAAAAGAUACCGAAAAGGCAAAAAUAUUGACUAUCCAAAGAUUACAGUUACCGCUAUGGCUGAGUCGUCCUAUACUAAAGAAUAUAAACGAUUAUUUAAUUAUUGUAGCUCUAUAAAAUUUUCAUUUUCACGGCCAUUUCAUAAAGAAUACGUCGACGUUUCGGGUGUACUUAAAUGUUGGCCUAUCAGAGAAACUGCUAUUGACGUUUCUGAAACAACUGAUGAUAAAAGUGUUCUAUUUUUAGAUGAAAAUGUUGAUAAAGAACGUCCCUAUGAUCCCCUACAACAAACGUUAGCUGAAGAAAUUUCUUCUAAGUACGUCGAGCAUCAAUUUUCUUGCGAUCAAAUUAAUGAAAACAAUUUUAGUAUGGGUUUUGGUGAGGGGUCCGGCAGAGUCAUAAAUAUUUCGGAAGAUGGAGAUAAUAUUUCAAAAUUUUCGGCUGCGACUCUGUCGGACGUAAAGCAAUCUCAGCCGUUUUUAUUGUCCGAGGACUAUGAGGAAAAUACUGACAAAUGUGUAGAAAUAUGUAAAUUUAAUAAAGACCAGUUUGAUAUUUUUAAACGUUACAUUUCAUACAUUCAACUGCGAGAUAAAGUGCGUUCAUUUUUUAAAAAAACAAGUUUAGAAUUGAAUUAUAAUUGGGUUAAAGACAACUUAAAAAAUACAUAUAAGAUGUCCAUCGAUAAUAAUAAGAGUAAUCACGAUUUUCCAUACGAUUUGGUUAAUCCAGAUUUUAUUAAACCUGCUCCAGUUGAAGCUGUUGUGCAAGUGGUUCAGGUAGGUCAGUUACCCGUCAGUGCAGCAGCCCAAAAUCCUGUUACAUGUGAUCCACGAGUCACACAAGUGACAGAUGCUAGUCCAUCACAGUGUUCGGUCGAAAAUAGCCCUCAAGAUGAUUCACAAUCACCAAUUAAGACUGAAUAUACUGAAUUAACUACUGCAGAUCUCAGUUUACCUUUAGUACAAGAAUAUGAAAGACAUAUGAAAUCCCAAGAAUCGUCGAAAAUACCAACUUGUAAUGAGAAUAUACCAGUGGAAAUGGAAGUAACGACUGAAGUCAAACACGAGGAAUUACCCAUUAUAAAAGAUGAACCAAACGAUUAUAAUGAUAAUGAUGAUUUACAAUCAUUAGUAAACAAACACAUAAAUAAUGUUGAGUAUUCAUAUGAUUCCAAUGCAAAUAAUUCGUCACUAGAAGCACAAUCAAAUAAUGAUAUGAUAUUUGAAACGUUAGAGAAACAUAACGCGGAAUUUAUAGCUCAGCAGAAGCAACAAAAUGGUUCUGCUGAAAAAACAGACCAAAUUGCUCAUGCCAUGAAUGCUGCUGGUAUAACAACUACAUCAGAAAUAAUUAGCAAUCAAAGAGGCUUAGUCAAUAUAAUGUCUCCGAAAAUGGGAUCAGAUGCUACUAAUCAUGUUUCUCAAACAAAUAAUUAUUCAAAGCCGCCUAUUAAUGCAAUAUCCCUGCAUCAGGCAUUGGCGCAAAUAUUACCGCCCCCAUUAAAUCAGACUAACUCACAGGAUAAUAAUCAAUCAGCCACUAAUUCGACAGCAACUUCACAAGUUUUACAUAUUGUACAAGGUAAAAAUACAAAUGGAAGCCAACUUACGUUAGUAGACAACACACAGAAUUCAGUAAUUAAUAAUUCUAAUACCUCGGUCUUACAUAUUGUUCAAAAUAAAGGAGCAAACACCAAUUGUACAUCAAAUACAAACGCUGGACAACAAUCCGCUACUUAUGGUGGAUUAUCAUUAGUAGAAACAGGUCUGCAACAGGGUAAUAAUCAGCUUCUUCAUAUCGUAAAUACUGGUAAUCAAAAAAAUCCUACUUCAGGCCAAUUGUUAAAAAGGGUGAAUCUUUUAACUAAUUUGUCAAAUGUGCAAGGAACUAAUGAUCAAAAAAUGGUCCAAUUUUUAUGUAAAGCCGCAGAUGGCAAAUCUAUACAGUUAAAUGCUUCACAUCAAAGAAGCAUGGUAUUACGAUUACAACCAAUAGAAUCGUCAAAUAUUCAAGUUAAUCAAAAAUCGGACACUCAAGAUUUAAGUCCUUCAGGAAAUACUAACAUAACAACAUCUAAUAAAGAGUCCGUUAAUGCCCAGCAUGAAAUAAAGUCACGAUCUGUGUAUGAAGAAAAUUAUGCUAAAUUUAUUCAGAGUUCCACAAAUAAAUCCUUACCGGAAAAGUCCACAAGCUUACCAAAAUUUAAUCAAGCUUUUGGGAAGCAAGUAUUUCAAGAUGGUAAUCAAAAAUCAAAUGACAUAAACUCGAAUACGUCUCAUUUACCAUCUGUAAAUUUAAAUACAGAAAAUCCUGAGUGUCAAUCCUCUGACUCUGCAUUGAAUUUGGAUCACAUAGGACAAAUGAACAGCCCACCAUUGCUUUUGAGAAAGACUACACCUCAAACGACACAAGCACCUUCGGCUCAACCUAAUUUAAUGCAACAAAUUAAACAAACUAUAUCUCCUAUGAAUAUACAAACAAUGCAUGGUGGUGUUAUUUAUACUCGUCAAAUACCCGUUAAUAUUGGCGGAGGACAAACAAUUAAUUUAAUAACAGUUCCUAGUACAGAACUAAUUGAUGAGAAUAAUCAAAAACAACAAAAUGAUGUUAAGUUUGUUAAUCAAAAUGAAAUAGAUUCACCAAUUAUAAAAAUUGUGCCUCAAAAUCAAACUUCUAAUACAGAUAGUAAUUCAGACGAAAGUUUGAGUCAUCUUCCGCCACCAAAUGAAAACUCACAAAAUACGCCAUCACAACAUCAGCCAGUUUUAACUCAAAUGCGAAUAAAAUUGCCAAUGUUAAGUAAAGCUCCUCAAAUGGUAUCUGGAACGAGAGUAGUACGGCCGUCGUUUUUUCAAAUUCAGCGGAAUGUGAUUGGAGGAGCCAAUCAACCCGUUUAUCAACAAUUAGUAUUAACAGCAGCGCCCCCUCUUGGUCAACAUACUAUUCGUUUACCGCAAACUCAAACGACUAGACCGGUAAAAGUUAAUUCCGAAAGCCAGUCUUCAACGGAAUCUCAAAUGAGUUCAUCUACCCUUGAACAGCUACGGGAAUUCGAUAUGGUGUUAGAACAAGUUAAGGAGAGAAGUACAGUUCAACCAAAUCCAAACGUAAACAAUACUUAUACAAAACUGAACACGCCAACAUCGGAAGCAACUGACCCCACACCGAUAACUUCGACCGUCACAGAAUCAACCCAACAAGUUUUAUAUUCCAUUGGGUCUAACCAAUCAGUUAAUGUUGCGUAUGUCAGCAGAAAACCUAACGCAACAACGCCCACGCAGUCAGCAUUUGUUAGAUCGCCAGAUUCAUCAAGUAUUAUUGAGUCUCCCUCUUCUUCAACACAAGUACAAAUACCUCAUACUGUUACUAGUGAAACGUCUUCUAGCGAGGGCACAACCCAGCCCAAUCAACAAAAGGCGGCGAAAGUAGGUUCUAAAUCAAAGUCAAGACCAAAAUCAUCACAUCCACCAAAUUCGCUAAAAAUAAAUACUGUUCCUCCAAAAACGUCAACUCAAAAGCCUCUUGAAGAUGAACAGACUACGCAACGUAUACUUUAUAUAUUAGCAGAAUAUAAAGAACAAGUAGAGAAUUCUCCUGAUAAAGAUAAACCAGCUCCUAGAAGAAGGUCCAAUCCACCUUCAAACCCUUCAGGAUCAUCAAAACGUAAAAAAAGCUCUAGUAGUUCUAGGCGACCUGGUGGUCGGGAUAUGAGUCCAGUACACGGUGAUGAGACGUGUCGUACAAUGGGAUCUGAAGAUAGUAGCUGUGGUACUUCACAAGGCGAUUGCACUGAGAGUUGCCUUGAGACUCAUUCACCUCAAGAUAGUCCCCGCAAAGUUGUUAGAAAACUUAGUUUUGAAAAUGAAACAAACCGACCAAGACCACAGCCUCAGCGUAAUGUGAUAGUUGCAGAUGGUCAAACCAUUACUGUUGCUAGAGGAACAGCAGGCAAACCUACCACAGCGGUUUUAAUGCCCGCGAAUUACAUUUUGCCCGUUUCAAUGGUUAAAGGUGGUCAGCAGAUUGCUAUAGUGACAAACCGUGGCCCGAAACUCUUAACGGUUGGCGGAGGUGAAGGUGGAGCUACCAACGCCCUUUUAUUGCAACGUCUUAUUGGGCCAGCUGGUCUGAAACCGGUUUUAGCUCGUCCAGGAGUCCGUCAUGUCCGCUUACCAACUGCAGCCCUUCACAAUCUCCAGGCUUUUAAUCUUGCGACGGCAACAACAAUCCGUCCGUCUGAUAGCACAGCUUCGGCGGCUUCGGCCCCAACUCCACCUGAACUUAUAGAAACUAGAGCCGCCGGCUCGCCCUGGACUGAUCGUGAGUCUCAAGAUAUAAAACCGGAACGCGGAUCCAGUCCUGAAGAUUCGGAGCCGUGGAAUCUACCAUCAUCCGCCGACCCUCAUGAUUACACCUACGAAGAAACAGUUCGGACAGACAAUAUGGACAGAACUGUUCUUGACGCGAUCCCAGAUCGAUACAGUCCCGAAAUGGAGGCGCAAAGGAUAUUUGAUAAGAUGUUCGACGUUGACUCGAAAAGGUCGUACAUCGUUGAUUCUCAAGACGAUACGUCCCGUUGCGCAUACGAUAUUGACGCGUCAGAUAGCGACGAUAAGGCCUACCACCAGGUGGUUCAGAGAAAAGACGGCAGUUCACAUCGCCAACAUCGGCUUACUCAUGUAUCUGCAGCAGCGCUAAGGCAUAAAUACGCUAUACUGGAACAUGAAUUACGAUUACAGAAAUCCUUAUCGGAGGAGUGUGAAGAUCUUGGCGUGGACUCUCCUUCCGCUUCCGAACUAUUUCCAGAAGCCGAAUUAUUGUUCGCCGCAUCACCGGCUCACGAUGCACCGCAACACUCUCAUACACCUCAGCCAACAAUCAUUAACCAAAGUGGAAUACCUCAACCGGAUAUAGAUGAUCAAAUAGCCACCGAUAGACUCCUACAUCACGAUGUAACUGAUGACCAGCAAGAUCUUGGAGUCACACUUGGGUUGGAUGAGGGUAUUGUUACUGUAAGCGAAGAUGGUAUGCAAGCGACAAUAGCAUUAGAUCAAGAAGAAUUUGCAAGAUCUCAUCCCAAUACAACUUUUCAUAGUGAACCCACAGAUGAAGGAGAGGUCCAACCAUUCACAAUAACUGGACUAAAAGGACGUCACAUAACAUCGACUAUAUUCCACGCUGGAAGAGCUCCAGCCACCGUGCUAGUAACCCCUCCUCAAACAACCGUCAUAUCGCAAGCAACACCGGACAACGCCCACAAUAACGUUAAAUUUGCGAACAUCAACCAAAUUAUCAAUUCCUCACCAGUGACACAUGGAAAUCUCAAUCUUUCCUCAGUACUGGUCAAAGACGAUAGACUUACGAAAUUCGACAGUAUACUCACGGAUUCAAGAGAACUGCAUCUUUCUCAUACAGCAUCAGCGAUUGUUCAUUCAACUGGAAAUGCGACUCAAGUUAUCAGGCGAGUGUGUUAUGAAGACGAUAAGAGAGAUACAAGAUUCCUAAUGGAUGAACCCGAAGCUCUUAUUGCUGGUGACGAUGCUAAAAUGGUAGCCGAAGAUAGCUCUAGAGACGCAACGCUCGAAUCUAUGGCCGGUGAAAUAGACGAUGGUAAUUCUUCGCCUGAAAGACACGCGGAAUUAUUUUGGGAGUCGAAUUCCGCUUCUGAAAGAUCAGAGAGCAGACGACCUUUGGAUUUCAGCAGUGAUAGCGAAAAGUGUUGCAAAAGUCCAUCAUAUGAUGAAACUAAUUCUACGGAUUCUAGCGGUGUGGGGACUCACAUGAGACUCGACUCAGUUAUAAAGGACGCUAGAGGGAUCGAGAGAAGCGGUAGUGCGGAAGGGUCUUCAGCUGAUGACACACAUCCGCCUUUACGCACUUAUCCUGCUAAACGGAUGUACCAUACAAUCGACAGAGAAAUAGAGAGGAGUAUGUCUGGAAAGACUAGAGCUGGUUUCCAGGAGGAGAGGUCAGAAAGCCUCGAAGUCAGGCGAAGGGCGUCCAAUAGGGGAGUGGUGAAACGUGGCUGCCAUUGCUGUAAUGGAUCCCCAGCGCCAUCUAGGCCGAAAAAAUCUAGGCAGAGAAAACCAACCAUGGACUUUACUUCCAAUUAAUGACUUACAGUGGUUAAUCGACUUUGAAUCGAGGGGAACUCCCAAGUUUCUAGUUAAAGUAUAGUGAUUAAUCGACUUAAAAGGCCGCGGGAAAGCCCCUUUCGCGCCAGACUGAACGCGAUCUCUUAAACAAUGAGGUUUCACUUAAGUGUAAUAUAUUAAUAAAUUGUUGAAAUUGUUUUGUAAAUAACAUUAAUCGAAUAGCUUUCGUUCAGAUUAAUAUGUGUAAUUUUUUUGUUAAAAAUUAUUAUAAUAUUAAAACUUUUCUUUUAGCUGU